AUGAGCGAGAUCAUUCUUGUGGAGCCCUGUAUGUUCUGUGCUCCGCGCGCUGUCGUUGAAACCGGCGUGGGGGACCCGAGUGUGCCGGACAGCGGUUUCAUUGCCUCAUCGCCCGCGUCGCACCACACCCACGUGGCCCUCUAUGAGUGGAUCCGCAAGUUUGUGGAGGGGGACUGGGGGCAACGCCCGGACGCGACUAUCGAGCUGCACGAGCUGGAGGAUGUGGAAACUGCCCUCCGUGAGCUGAUUGCACUCGACGAGAGUCAAGUCCGCACGAACCAAAUCAUCAGUUGUCACCUGGCGUCUCUGCAGCGCGAGCAACGGCGACGAGGGCGUGAGCUCACAGUGCGAGAGGAAGUGUCGGGGUACCAGCUGCGUCGGCUACUUCAUUUGGAGCGCUGCUUCAACACGGCGCGAGGUGAGAAGACGCUAAACGCCCAAGUUUCUCUGCAGCAUGCGGAGAAACUGUUGAAGGAGGAAAUGCAGGAGUUCCUGGCGGAGGUGCAUGCACUGGAGCUUUCACGCGCCCAGGAGGCGCAGAGGUUCGCGGAGGACCGACUACGGGCGUCAAUGCGCGUGGUGGAGCAUCAGACCGCACGACUGGAGUCCAUAAAGAGGGAGCUAAACGCGGUUUGCGCUUCCUUGAACGACCUGGCGGCAAGCGCCAAAGUAGAGGCACGCUGCGACGACAGUCGAGGAAGUGUGUAUUCAGCGCUGCGUGGAUGUGAGAACGUGCUUUGCACCCCACAACAAGUUAUACUUGCCGUGCAGGAUCGAAUCAGGGAACUGGAGCUGCGGCAAGUGGGCAUGGUCCACGAAGCGAACUCAACAGUGGCGCCGAAUGGCACGUUUGACGCCUUGACAUUGGCAGUUUGCCGGUUGGAAGAGACACGGGCGGACUUUUAUGCGUUAAGCCGUCAGGCCACUUCAUCUGGUUUGCAAGGAACCAACGAGGCCGUUCACCACGGAAGCAGCAGCAACAACAACAACAACAACAGUGGCUGCGUGAAAACGCCGCCGCUACCAACAUCUUCCUCGUCGUCGUCAGCCUCUCCGUUGUUUUCAAACACUGGCCCCAAGGAGUUCUUCAUGGAAUCUCGCGCCGGUGUAAUUUACCAGGCGGUCUUGCAUGAGCAGCGGAGUUUAAUUACGACGUUGAACUGCAAAGGUGGUGUGCAUCCAGUUCUCCUUCGUCUGUCCACCGAGAGCGACGCAGAGCGAUAUUCACGACGGCCUCUGAGUCUUUUUGCGGGGCAGAGUCUCUCGCUGCAUCAGUGGACCCACAUGAACGGGACACGAGCGACGAAACGGGCGGCUGUUUUCUACCCAAUGCCACCUGGACGUGACGGCGAGGUUCCGAAGGAGCAUCUCGAGUCUCUGCUCUUUGCAAAGGCCGAUGAAAAAGGUGAUUCGUUUGACAUCAUCGAUUUGCGCGCUGAAGGCAGAGACACAGGCGUCUACUUUACAGGCGACGCCGUUGCCUUCUCAGCAGAUGGCAGCUUUAUGUAUCUAUGUUGCGGUGCCGCUGACACCUCUACCGAGGCGCGACGUAUGGCAACAGCGCGUAUGGCGGAGUUGCUGCGCCGCCGCCUCGGUGUGUCCUCUGCUAACUGCUUCUGUUAUUACUCCUCCUUUUCUACUACCACGAGUCUUGGCUGGGUUGGUGCGGGCGUCUGCGCGUGGGCACUGGAGGGGAUGUGGUUUGUCUCCCGUGAGGAGAAGGAGUCGUUUAUCUCGCACCUGCGCGAGGCGUACUGCACUGUUAUUCAUCUCACACGCGCAGAGGUGGAGAAUUUUGCCGGUGAGUGCGUGGAGGUUGUCGCGCGUUCGCCCGGCGACGCCGCGCCGAAGCGGCGGCUUGUCAUAUCGUCCCACGCCCUUCGCUCACUUUCGGAGCAGCACCGCGCCACGUUGACGGCGUGGUACGGCGACGGUGGGUGCGUCGUACCGUCUUUGCCAACGAUCGAGCGCGUCCGCGGCCACUCGGCGAGGUCGAUGAUGUUAACCGUCGUGACGCACGGCUCACACCUGCCGCCGCCGCGUGUGCGGGGAUUUCUCUCGUUUCUUGGCAUUAGGGCGAGGGAGAGAGCGCGGGCGAGCGAGCAGCUGGACGACUGA
This is a messenger RNA of Trypanosoma conorhini, 2118 nucleotides long. RefSeq lists its product as uncharacterized. The transcript has a single exon. The record is from RefSeq and is a predicted model, not a curated record. Lineage: Eukaryota; Euglenozoa; Kinetoplastea; Trypanosomatida; Trypanosomatidae. Bases 1 to 2118 code for a protein of 705 amino acids.